AACUUGCUAAUCAUUGUAAACUAAGCCAUUUUCUGUCAAUAUUUUAUCUGAUUGGUACUUCCAUGCCAUUAUCUCAACAACAACAAAAAAAAACUUAAGAGAAAAAUUGGGGAAAAACUUUCACUUCACACUGACCUGUGGAGAAGUGAGAAGCUCAAGAAACACUAAUCUGAACAAAACAAUGGAAUUACAACACAGCCUAAGGCUGCAGCUUUUGGCCCCACCUUUACAAGAGAAAUGCUUGAGAAGCUCUCCUUCAGUGUUUGGAAUUGUCCCACAAUGGAGAAACAAACUGAGAAGUUCUGCUCUCUCUUCCUUGAAAUUGAAUAAUUUUGGUCCAUCAGUGCCAAAAUUUUGGAGGUCCCAAUUAAUGGUUCAUGGUCUCAGACAAAAGGGAUCAAAAGCUUCAAAGCUAGAAGAGUUGCUCAAAUUUGGCAAUGGAGAGGAAGAUGAUGGAGAUGAAUCUGAAUCUGAUUCUGAUGGAGGUCCUAAGAGGGACGAUUACUUUCAUAUGGAUGAGGAUGAAAGACGGGAAUGGAGGAGGAAGAUAAGAGAUGUCAUUAAAAUGUCUCCUGAUGUUGAGGAAGAGGUAGAUCCUGUUGAGAGAAGACAAAAGAUGCAAAAGCUUUUGGCUGAUUACCCUCUUGUUGUUGAUGAGGAAGACCCUGAUUGGCCAGAAGAUGCUGAUGGGCGAGGUUUUAACUUGGAUCAAUUCUUCAAUAAGAUCAGUAUCAAGAAUGUUAAGAAAGAUGAUGAUGAAAAUGAUGACGACAAUGAAUUAGUAUGGCAAGAUGAUGAUUAUAUUCGUCCAGUUAAGGACUUAACCACUGCAGAGUGGGAGGAGACUGUCUAUAAGGACAUCAGUCCUCUUAUUGUUCUUGUUCAUAAUCGCUACAAAAGGCCUAAGGAAAAUGAAAUGGUACGGGAUGAAUUGGAGAAGGCUAUCCACAUCAUCUGGAAUUGCAGGCUACCAUCGCCAAGGUGUGUAGCAAUUGAUGCUGUUGUUGAAGUUGACUUGGUGUCUGCUUUGAAAGUCUCUGUUUUUCCCGAGCUCAUCUUCACUAAAGCAGGGAAAAUCUUGUACCGUGAGAAAGUGAGCCGAACAGCAGAUGAGCUGUCCAAAAUGAUGGCGUUCUUCUACUAUGGAGCUGCCAAGCCACCUUGUCUCAGUGGCAUCGAGAAUUCUCAAGAACUAAUACCUACAGUCUGAGCAAGAAAUUAUCAUGGUGCAACAACGAGCGUUGGCUGUACAAUUGGUCACUAAGAUGGCACCAGUGCUCUUGAUGGUGUUUUACCAGGUGAGAAGAUGGGGUUCAUUUUGCUCUCUUCAACAUUUCAAUAGGUGCAUUGCUCGUUCCUUCGGUCCUUAUGCUAGCACAGCACCCUUAUUCAGUAUCUAUACAGCAAACACUUGUAAUUGCAAGCAGCUUCAAGGUUGAAAAUAGUAGCUACUGAAAUGUCAUGCUAGUCUAUUGUUUGUUUACGUAUAAUAGCUACAUGGCAUCCCAUUUGUGUAAAUUCCCCCAACUUUUCGAGUACAUAACUAGGCUAGGAAGUAAGGGGUUGUUUGGUUGCAGCUCGUUAGAGUAAUGUAUGGAUUAGUUGUGCUGAAUUUAAUUA
Messenger RNA from Solanum tuberosum (potato), 1620 nucleotides. RefSeq lists its product as uncharacterized. The record is from RefSeq and is a predicted model, not a curated record. Gene Ontology annotation, biological process: regulation of DNA-templated transcription; chloroplast organization. Lineage: Eukaryota; Viridiplantae; Streptophyta; Magnoliopsida; Solanales; Solanaceae. Gene Ontology annotation, cellular component: chloroplast stroma. The coding region runs from base 182 to 1210 and encodes 342 amino acids. The transcript is spliced from 7 exons.